Messenger RNA from Phyllotreta striolata, 3165 nucleotides. Lineage: Eukaryota; Metazoa; Arthropoda; Insecta; Coleoptera; Chrysomelidae. The record is from the annotation of a GenBank genome assembly.
GUAAAUACCUACGUAUACAUGAUCAUUCGAUCUCUAAUACGAUGCUUUACAUACGCCUAAAGUCAUAAAAACAUACAUCAAUAUGUAUUCCAGAAUUAACAACAAUAACAACCCCUAAAGUAACAUAUUCAAUCCGUUUGUAGUUUAAAUAAAACCAAUAAAAGUAGGGAGAAAACGCUUCGUUGAUACAGACAAAAUACCAUUGAAAUUGGGACAUUGCAUAACGGGCAGAAGAACUCCAACAGAACAAGAACACCCUGUAUUUAAGAGCGGCGUGACGGCGUCUCCUCGUGCCAUGAGGAAGUCUUUGCAUUCUACCUUAGACUUGGUCCACUUUUACUUCGACUGAGAUAAUUUACGGCACUCGGUAUUACUUCAUUACGCGAGAGCUCGAUAGGAAGAAAGCGAUACUACCCGAUCUGGAUCGCGUUUUGCGAUAAAAAUUAAUAAGAAACGAAGAAUCGAAAGUCGACCUUCGAGUAUUCGAAUUCUUCGCGAAGACCUAAAACUUCACGAGUUCAUUUUUAUCAUCCACUUUUCGACUGUUUGGAGUUCUUUAAUGCACUUGAUUUGAUACAAUCAUUGGUUUGUAUCUAAAAGUUUUUUAUCAAUGAAGGUUUGUGUCUAUCUAAUAAUGAUGCAGGUAUUUGUGUAUAUUGCUCUGCUCGAGUAGCAAUUUCUCGCAUAAAAGCGACCAUUCCCUUUCCUAUGAUGAAUAUUUCACGAACGCCAAAGAUACCGGAAAGGAAUACAAAACAAGAAGCGGUCGGAUUCGCACCGCUCAAGAAAUGUGACGUUCAGUUUGCCGUCUGCAAGCGACUAAAAAACUCUCACUCUCUAUAGCACGAUAUUGCGUACCGAUACUUUUGUACAGUUUUUAUGCCGUAAUUGGUGGUGUAAAAAGGUGAAGUGGUAAAUUUUGUUGAUUAGUGGAAAUUUUGGAAAAUUUAUCUGGUUUUUACAAAGGACUUGGAUAUCGACCGGAGGGAUAAAAGUCGAUAAAAUGAAUUUACAAAUCGCAACGUCUUAGCCAUGUUCCUUUUUCAUCUUGCGAGCAAGAUAAGGAAGGGUCACGUACGUCGAAGGAUAAAAAUGAAAAUUCGUCCUCCGGAUUAGUGCAUUCGAAAUAAAAAAAAAACCUAAUAUCGCAAAUAGCACUUCUAGUCAAAAACCCAACUGUGAUAAAUCAUUACCAUCCGAAUUCCACUUAAUUACAUUCGCAAUGGUAUUGGAAACGCUCCUGGUGCAAACGGCCCUAAAGACCGUGGGCAUAGUGGGAUCCACUUUGUGGUUGAUACCGCUCAUCCUGGCCGGAUUGUCGUUCAUCAAUUACAACAGAUACGAUCCCGAAGCGCACGUGAACAACGCCCGCAACCUGUACAGGGACUACGAUUUCAUUGUGGUGGGCGGCGGAUCGGCGGGCGCCGUCGUCGCCUCCAGGCUAUCGGAAGUCCACAAAUGGAAGGUGCUUCUGCUGGAAGCCGGAUUCGACGAGAACGAGAUCAGCGACGUGCCCUCGCUGGCGGCCUAUUUGCAACUGUCCAAAAUGGAUUGGGCCUAUAAAACGGAAUACACUGGCAGGGCCUGCUUGGGGAUGAAGAACGGCCAGUGCAAUUGGCCCAGGGGAAAGGUGCUGGGCGGUUCGAGCGUGCUCAACUACAUGUUGUACGUGAGAGGAAAUCGACACGAUUACGAUUUGUGGGAGCAAUUAGGUAAUCCGGGUUGGAACUACGAAAGCGCCCUCCACUAUUUCAAAAAGUCCGAAGACAACAGAAACCCCUACUUAGCGAAGACCCCUUACCACUCGCAAGGUGGAUUGCUGACGAUACAAGAGUCGCCUUGGAGAACCCCCCUGGUGAUAGCCUUUUUGGAAGCCGGAUUGGAAAUGGGGUACCCGGUGAGAGACAUCAACGGCGCCGAACAGGCGGGUUUCAUGGUAGCCCAAGGGACGAUCAGAAGAGGGUCGCGUUGCUCGACGGCCAAAGCCUUCCUCCGGCCUGUGAAACUUCGAAAAAACAUGCACGUAGCUCUAAACGCGCACGUCACCAAAGUGCUCAUAAACCCCACCAACAUGCGAGCCUUCGGAGUCGAAUUCGUUCGAAACGGCAGAAAACAAAUAGUAACCGCCAGAAGGGAAGUCAUCCUCUCGGCGGGCGCCAUAAACACGCCCCAGAUACUGAUGCUCUCCGGCAUCGGACCCAAAAGCGAGCUCCGCAAGCACAAUCUGCCGGUGCUGAAGGACCUGCCGGUGGGAGAGAACCUCCAAGACCACGUCGCCAUGGGCGGGCUCACCUUCAUGAUCGACAAGCCGGUGUCGAUCGUCCAAGAUCGCCUCCAGGCCUUCCCCAUGACCAUGCAGUACGUGGCCCACGAGCGCGGACCCAUGACCACCCUCGGAGGGGUGGAGGGACUCGCCUUCGUCAGCACAUAUCUAGGAAACCGCUCCUGGCCGGACAUCCAGUUCCACAUGGCGCCGGCCAGCAUCAAUUCCGACGCCGGGGCGCGCGUCCGGAAAGUCCUCGGCCUCACCGACGAUCUGUACAACACCGUCUACAAACCCAUCGCCAACAAGGACGUCUACACGCUGAUGCCCCUGUUGCUACGACCGAAAUCCCGGGGAUGGGUCAGGCUGAAGAACGCCAACCCGUUCGCGCCCCCUUUAAUCAACGCCAACUAUUUCGACGAUCCCGUCGACAUCAAAACCUUAGUCGAAGGUGCGAAAAUAGCCAUGAACAUCAGCAAAACGCGGGCGUUCAGGAAAUUCGGCAGCCGCUUGCACAGCAUCCCGUUUCCCAAUUGCAGGGAAUUCGAAUUCGCCAGCGACGCGUACUGGGAGUGCCAUAUCAGGACGAUAUCGAUGACGGUGUACCACCCGGUGGGUACGUGCAAAAUGGGACCGGCUUGGGACGAUCGAGCGGUGGUCGAUCCGAGAUUGAGGGUGUACGGCGUCGGGGGUUUGAGGGUGGUGGACGCUUCGAUAAUGCCAACGAUUCCCAGCGGCAACACCAACGCCCCGGCCAUUAUGGUGGGCGAAAAGGGCGCCGAUUUGAUCAAGGAGGAUUGGCUGGGCGGCGGGUACGAUUAGGUAUCGCUUAGUUUGUAUAAUGGUUGUACAUAAAUUUUAUUGUGUUUUAAAUAAAAUUGUUUUGUUUGAGUAUAAAGUUC